AUGAAUUGCUGAAAUGUAUGAAAGAUGUUGCAGAUAGAGCAAGGGUUCCUGUCGAACAAUGUAUGGUAGACUACCAAAUCGAGUCCAUUAUGACGUACCCCUUUUGCUUAUUGGCUGGGAUUCCUGCAAAAUUACAAGAUUCUGGAAAGAUUCUUGAGUGUGCAGUGGACAGGAUUUUCUACGGAAAGAAGGGCAUUUCCCAAUAUUUGGUGCAGGCAUCAAUGCAGAUUCAACCCAUUAAAGAAAUGAUUACAAAGAUAAAUGAUGAGAGUUCAAGUGCGCACACAUCAAUUGGCAGCAUGUCUCUACGCCAUUCAAAUAAGGACGACAUUGUGGUGGGUCUUGAUGAUGAACUGGUUAGCCUCCUGGAGGGACUCACCAGAGUGCCAUCAGGGCUAGAAAUUGUGACCAUUUUAGGGAUGGGCGGCAUUGGUAAGACAACUCUUGCUCGAAAAGCUUUUCGUCAUUCUUACACUGAAUAUCACUUCUAUUGCCGUGCAUGGGUCACAGUUUCCCAAGUAUAUCAAGUCAGAGAUUUGUUACUGGGCCUUUUGGGCUGUCUUGGUCACUCCACUGAUAAAUUGGUAGAGAAAAACGACGCUCAAUUAGCUGAAGUUGUGUACAGAAGUUUGAAAGGUAAGAGGUACUUGAUUGUUAUGGAUGACAUAUGGAGUAUCGAUGCUUGGAAUGAUGUCAAAAGAUGCUUUCCUGAUGACAAAACUGGUAGUAGAAUCUUAUUAACCAGCCGCGUUACAGAGUUGGCUAGCUACAUCAAUGCAAAGAAGCCUCCUCAUUGUAUGAGUCUUCUGGAUACUGAGCAGAGUUGGGAACUGUUGGAGAAGCUUGUAUUUGGGAUAGCAAGUUGCCCGCCUGAAUUGGAGAAAUGUGGAAAGCUUAUAGCUAAAAGAUGCCAAGGACUACCACUAGCAAUUGUUGUAAUGGCUGGUGUACUUUCACGUGUCGUCAAGACAUAUGACUGUUGGAAUAAUUUUGCAGAGAAGGUAUGCGCAAUCAUCUCCACUAAUCCAGAAGAAUGCCUGGAUAUACUUGCUUUGAGUUACAAUUAUUUGCCCCAUCAUCUCAAAGCCUGCUUCCUCCAUAUGGCGGCUUUCCCUGAAGACUGUGAAAUAGAAGUUCAAAAGUUGAUUAAUCUAUGGGCUGCAGAGGGAUUCUCGGAUCCCCAAUCUUCAGAAAAUCUAGAACAGGUGGCAGAGGAGUAUUUGGAAGACCUUAUUGGUAGAAACUUAGUUUUCAUUGAAAAGGAGUGUUUUGGAGGAGAAGUCAAGACCUGUCGUCUCCAUGAUUUCUUACGUGAAUUAUGCUUGAGAGAAGCACAGAAAGAGGACUUCAUGCAUGUGAUACAAAAGAGAGGUACCAAACGCUCUCGAGUAGGCUUGCGUAAUCAGCAUCGCCUCAGUUUCCAUUUGGAUCCUUACAAUGAUGUGGCUGCGGCACCUGGAAUCCCACACGUCUCGUCUUUUAUGUGUUUCACAUUGGGUACUAAUAUUGUUCCGAAUAUUCUGUUCUUUCAAUUAGGCUUUAAGGUGCUUAGAGUAUUAGACAUAUUCUUUCUGCAUUUUGAUUACUUCCCUGCCCGAAUACUAAAACUGAUUCAUUUGAGGUAUCUUGCGCUCAGUGCUACUUAUGAGCUUCCUGCAUCAGUAUCACAACUAAGGAAUCUCCAAACGUUGGUGAUUCAUGGUCCAUGGCACUGCCGGGAGUCUGGCAGUAGCCCAACAUUGUUACUGGAGUAUUGGAGUAUGCCUUCAUUGAGGCAUCUCCAGUGUAGUGUGACUAUUUAUUUGAAGAAUCCUCCUGGAGCUAAUAGUGAACUCCCUCAGCUAUUUGUUUCAAAAAACCUACAAACUCUCUCUACCAUCAAAAUUUCAUGCUGCACAAAGGAAGUUUUCAGUGUCAUGCCCCAUCUCAAGAAACUUGAAAUUUGUGAGACAGAAGAAGACUGCGGCAUAUGUGAGCCAUCUGUAUUACUUGGGAAUCUACAGUACUUGAAAGAGCUUGAAACACUUGAGUGUUGCUUCUACAAACAAAGAGUAGAAGCGCGGCAAAUAUCAUUUUUUUCUGCCCUGCCAUGUUCUCUUAGGCAAUUGAGUUUAAGUUGGAGUUAUUUGCCAUGGGAAGACACGAGCUUGAUUGGCAUGUUACGCAGACUUGAGGUGCUCAAACUCAAACAUUUUGCUUUCCAUGGACCUAAAUGGGAGCCAAAGACUAAAGGUUUUUGUCGUCUGACACACUUGCUGAUUGAGAACACUGAUUUGGUCCAUUGGGAAGCCACAGUUCAUCACUUUCCACGCCUUCAAUAUCUAGUUCUGAAGUCCUGCAAGCUUUUGGAGGAGAUCCCUUUUGAUGUGGAGGAAAUUGGUACCCUGCAGCGAAUUGAGCUGCAUCACUGUAACAAAACUACCGAGAUAUUAGCUAGAGAAAUUCAAGAACAGGUUGAAGGCAUCGAAGUUGUUAUUAGAAGUGAGCGGAAUCCAGACCGUGCAUAAGAAGAAAAUUCAGUUCCUCUUUUGAGGUGGACUUCCCACUCCAUCUCAACUUCUCUGCUGCUCUUUUC
This is a messenger RNA of Coffea arabica (coffee), 2575 nucleotides long. The record is from RefSeq and is a predicted model, not a curated record. Lineage: Eukaryota; Viridiplantae; Streptophyta; Magnoliopsida; Gentianales; Rubiaceae.